Messenger RNA from Lolium rigidum, 3248 nucleotides. RefSeq lists its product as uncharacterized. The record is from RefSeq and is a predicted model, not a curated record. Lineage: Eukaryota; Viridiplantae; Streptophyta; Magnoliopsida; Poales; Poaceae. The transcript is spliced from 12 exons. Gene Ontology annotation, molecular function: zinc ion binding. Bases 269 to 3235 code for a protein of 988 amino acids.
CUCCGUCUCCGCGACCGCGAGCUUCUGUUCCCCGGUUCGGCUGCGGCUCCGCCUCCCCUCCCCUUCUAUCCUGCCCCAGCAGCAAGGAAAGCCCCAGUGGCUGGAUUAACAGUUUGACGGCCAUGCCUCCGGAGCCUGCGCUCCGUGUGCUGAACGCAGUGGGAGCAGGAAGCGGGACAAUACCAUAGAUAUUGAUUAUGGACCAAGUAGAUCUGCCAAGUCCAGGAGGAUCGAUUGCAGAUGUUCGCCUCACCUCAUCUUGCCAAUCAUGAAGCUUAUUGUUGAAAAUGAUGAGCAGAAAGGUUAUGUCAGAGAAAUUGGGUUUGAGAGCUUCUUGUCCAUGGGAGAACUUGAGAUGAACAAGGCUCUUAACCUGUGGUUGGUCGAUAAGUUCAAUUGUGACAGUGAGGCUCUUGAGUUUGAAGGUGGCAUAUCGAUUCCGGUAAGGCCACUUGUGAAGAGUGUCCUUGGAAUCCCUUCGGGCCCUAUCCAAGUUGUAGAGGGUCUAGACGUUGACGACGCUCUAAAGGACCAGUAUACUGUAAAUACCAGAGCAAAGGCUGCCAAGGAUGUGGCAAAUGAAAUGUCCAGCAUAACUGACAAGGAACCUUUCUGUAUAGCAUUCAUGAUGGCGAUACUCGGAAUUUAUCUAGCGCCAAAUACAUCUCAGACCGUCAACAGGGCUUUUCUGGGAGCUGUUAAGCAGGUUGAUAAACUCAAAGAGAUGGACUGGUUCAAUUUCGUUGCUACCUACCUCUUCAAAGGAAUCAAGGAAUUCAAAGAAUCCAACACAGCUUGUGUUACUAUAAAGGGCUGUGUCCACAUACUGAGCGUCAUAUUCAUCGACUUUGUGAAAGAUGCUGCAUUUGAAGUACCAGUUGGUUUUCCACGCUUGGGUGUUGUCACUAAAAAGCAUAUCAAAUGGGUUGUCUCACAUCCCUUCACUAGCUUGAUGGUUCGUCAUCCAGAAGAGUCAGUCUAUGCUGCCGUGCUUGAUAGCAUUGCAAAAGAUAACAUUGUCAAAGAUGGAAAAUGUGUUGAUUCUGAAACAAAUUCUGAUGCUCUAACUGAUAUGCCUGCAACCACCGACACCAAUCAGAAUAACAACAAACAUCGCGUUUCAGGAGAGCUUGGCACUGUCAUGCCUGCGAAGCCUGCUCCGUGUGAUAAUCCCAGUGAGAGGAAAAAGGGGCACAAUGUCAUGGAUACUGGUAAUCGACCAAUUAGAUCUGCCAAGUCCAGGACGGCUGAAAUCAUCAUUUACAAAUGUUCACCUCAGCUCCUUCCACCAAUAAUGAAGCUUAUCACUGAGAAUGUUGAGCAGAAAGGUUAUGUCGAAGAAAUUGGGUUUGGGAGCUUCUUGUCCAUGGCAGAAUUUAAGAUGAAUAGGGCUCUUACCCUAUGGUUAGUUGAUAAGUUUAAUUGUGAUACUGAGGCUCUUGAGUUCGAAGGUGGCAUAUCGAUUCCGGUAAGGCCACUUGUGAAGAGUGUCCUUGGAAUCCCUUCAGGCCCUAUCCAAGUUGUAGAGGGUCUAUAUAUUGACAACGCUCUAAUGGAUGAGUAUACUUGUAAUGGCAAAGUGAAGAACGCGUGGGAGGUGGCGAAUGGAAUGUGCAGCAUAAUUGACAAAGAACCGUUCUGUAUAGCAUUCAUGAUGGGGAUACUUGGAAUUUAUCUAGCACCAAGCACGUCCGUGGGUGUCAACAGAAAGUUACUUGGAGCUGUUAGACAGGUUGAUAAACUCAAAGAGAUGGAUUGGUGCAAUUUUGUUGCUACCUACCUCUUCAAAGGAAUCAAGAAAUUCAAAAAAUCCAAGGCAACUUUUGUUUCUAUAAAGGGUUGUGUCCACAUACUGAGCGUCAUAUUCAUUGAUUUUGUGAAACAUGAUGCAUUUGAAGUACCAGUUGGUUUUCCACGCUUGGGUGUUGUCACUACAGAACAUAUCAAAUGGGUUGUUUCACAUCCCUUCACUAGCCUGAUGGUACGUCGUCCAGAAGAGUCAAUCUAUGCUGCCGUUCUUGAUAACUGGCCAAAAGAUAACAUUGUCGAAGAUGGAAAAUGUGUUACAAAUACUGAUGCUUUGUCUGAUACGUUUGGUACCAGUAACUCUGAUCAGAAUAAAAACAGGCAUCCCGUUUCGGUUGAGCUUGGCACGUUACCUAUAUCAGCAGCAGUGCUUGGCCCUCCCGUCACAAGUCAUAAUACAACAAGCGGGGCCAUUGUUGAAUAUGUAGAGGUUGGCACAUCACCUCGAUCAGCAGCCCCCGGUAACUUCGCAGAGCAAAUAAUUUUUCCAACAAGUGGCGAGCAACUGCAGUCUCCUAGGCCUUCUUCUGAACCGUGUUCUGCACAAAUGCAUGUUUCUCCCGAUAACCCCAAGGGGGUGAACAGGGGUUCCACAUCGCCGAUGGAGGAUGCAGGCGAUUGGAGCGCCAAGAAGGCGAGUGUGGAUUGGCCCAGCAGUGGCCAAGCUAAGCGAGCCCGAGGAGUUGCAGCUGUGGACUUAAGUGUGCUCAAUUGCACUGUCUGCUCCUGCCCUUUAAAGCGUCCUGUUUUCCAGUGCAUUGGCAGGCAUUUAGCUUGCGGCAGAUGCGUCACCGAGCUCCCUGGCGAGCAGUGCCAGAUGUGCGAGCACGGCAGUGGCUUCAGCCCGUGCCCCAUUAUGGAUGACAUCAUCUCGUCGGCCAUGGUAGACUGUUCCCAUGACGGCUGCAAGAGCUCUGUCCCCUACCACGAGCUUGACGACCAUGAGAGCGCGUGCUCCCACGCCCCCUGCUAUUGCACGGAGGCUGGCUGUGGCUUCAUUGGCCCCCCACAGGUGCUCCUCGACCACCUUGCUGCCCUGCACUCCAUGCCGGUGCACACGGUCAACUAUGGCAAAGUGCACCGGCUCCUGGUGUCGAAGCCACGAUUCCUGCUUCACGGGGAAGGGGAUGACAGUGUGUUCCUCCUCGUGGUGGGCGCGCUCGGGGCAGCAAUGGUCGUGUCGGUGGUGUGCAUCAGGGCAGGUGCAUCACCAUCGUACGCGGUCAAGCUUUGGGUGAACGGCCCGGCACUGCCGAGCAGAGCGGCGGGCAGAAUCAAGUGGAAGAUGGAGGCGGUGACGAGCAGCACCAGGACCGGCAAGGUCGUGGUGGAGGAGCUGCCGUCUUUCUUGACAGUGCCGCCUGCGUAUCUGGGUUGGUUAGAGGCGUCCAAGGCGGUGACUCUCGACAUUCGCAUUGACAGAAUGUGAUCGAUCAGUUCAG